Messenger RNA from Cygnus atratus (black swan), 1296 nucleotides. RefSeq names its product translocase of outer mitochondrial membrane 40 like (gene TOMM40L). The record is from RefSeq and is a predicted model, not a curated record. Gene Ontology annotation, biological process: protein import into mitochondrial matrix. The transcript is spliced from 9 exons. Gene Ontology annotation, cellular component: mitochondrial outer membrane translocase complex; mitochondrial outer membrane. Bases 38 to 949 code for a protein of 303 amino acids. Lineage: Eukaryota; Metazoa; Chordata; Aves; Anseriformes; Anatidae. Gene Ontology annotation, molecular function: transmembrane protein transporter activity.
GGCGCUAGGGCCGGGCCGGGCCGGGCCGGGCCGGGCCAUGGGCAACGCGCUGGGCCCCGCCGCGCCCCGGGCCCCGCGCCGGGGGGGGGCCCUCGGGAACCCCGGCAGCUUCGACGAGCUGCACCGGCAGUGCAAAGAGGUUUUCCCGCAGCAGAUGGAGGGCGUGAAGCUGAUCGUCAACAAGGCGCUGAGCAGCCACUUCCAGGUGACGCACACGGUUCACAUGAGCACCCUGGGGGCCUCCAACUACCACUUCAACGCCACCUUCGUGGGUGACCGGCAGCUGGGACCCACCGAGGCUUUCCCCACGCUGGUUGGGGACAUGGACAACAGCGGCAGCCUCAACGCCCAGGUCCUGCACCUCCUGGCCGAGCGCCUCCGCACCAAAGCCGUCUUCCAGACGCACCAGGCCAAGUUCGUGACGUGGCAGUUCGACGGCGAGUACCGGGGCGACGACUGCACCGCCACCGUCACGCUGGGCAACCCCGACCUCCUCGGCGAGUCCGUCAUCCUGGUGGCGCAUUUCCUGCAGAGCGUCACCUCCCGCCUGGUGCUGGGCGGCGAGAUGGUUUACCACCGGCGGCCGGGCGAGGAGGGAGCCAUCCUCACGCUGGCGGGCAAAUACACGGCCCCGAAAUGGGUGGCGACGCUCAACGUGGGCUACGGCGGUGCCCACGCCAGCUACUACCACAGAGCCAACGAGCAGGUGCAGGUCGGGGUGGAGCUGGAGGCCAACACGCGGCUGCAGGACACCACCUUCGCCUUCGGCUACCAGCUCAACUUGCCGCAGGCCAACGUCGUCUUCAGAGGGCUCCUGGACAGCAACUGGAGCGUCGGGGGGGUGCUGGAGAAGAAGCUGCCCCCGCUGCCCGUCACCCUGGCUCUGGGCGCCUUCCUCAACCACUGGAAGAACCGCUUCCACUGCGGCUUCAGCGUCAUCGUGGGCUGAGGGGCGCCGCCUGCCCCCCGUCCUGCUCAGGGAGCCACCGUGCCGCAGGGGGACCGGCCGUCGCCCGCCCCCCGGGGGGCCGGGGCCGGGGUCCCUCGCCGCCGGGGGACGGCGCGCGGCGGCGCUGGGGAAGCCUUCGGGCUGGGGAGUGGCUGCUGGCGGCGCCGGCGGCCUCGGUCCCGCCCGCACCAGCACCGCUCUGCCUCAGUUUCCCCCCCCCUGGCUGUGCAGGGAGGCGCUCCGGGGCCUCGGGGACGUGGCGGGGGGCUGGAAGCACCCGGCGGUGCCCGCGCGUACGCACCCACGGAGCCUGGAAAAAUAAAAAGAGCUUUACUCUGCCCUGGAAA